Messenger RNA from Pristis pectinata (smalltooth sawfish), 3614 nucleotides. RefSeq names its product cyclin-dependent kinase 11A. The record is from RefSeq and is a predicted model, not a curated record. The coding region runs from base 40 to 1176 and encodes 378 amino acids. Lineage: Eukaryota; Metazoa; Chordata; Chondrichthyes; Rhinopristiformes; Pristidae. The transcript is spliced from 12 exons.
GGCGACGCACUUUUGAACUCGGUGGAGCCGUGGCGAAACAUGAACUGGGACACACAGUUGAAUUCCAUACUGAAUGACACUGACUGCAAUGUGGCAAAGAUAAAGCAAAGAUUAAGCUCCACAGGGUAUUAUGCAAAAGUUGGCUUACUUGACAUGGUUGACACAAAAAACAUUCGAUUCAAUGAACCUCUCUCUGUUUCCAUGGAGCACACUUCUUGUUCAGAUGUGUUUAGUCGGAAAUUGCCUAAAGAAGAAUUAAUGAGCAUCUCCAGGCAGCUACAAUUCCAAGGAAAGACCAUUGAAUCUUUACAACAAGCUUUACUGAGAGUUGAAACAGAAAAGGAGCAACAAAGGCAGAAAAUUCAAUCAUUAGAAGAGGAAAUUCGGCGAUUACAAAAUCAAUCUGAGGAAAGAAGUUUGGAUUUCCAGUUGGAGAGAAAGAUGGAGGAUUGGCGCAAAGAGAUGUCAAAUGAAAUAUACAGUUUGCGGGAGCAAAUACGUCAUAUGGACAGGAGACUUGGUUAUGGAAAACUCACAUUUUCCAGCCUGAUGCAAGAGGUCCAUGAAAGAAAAAGAGAUCUAUGUGAAGAACAUGAAUCACUUAGAAAAGAGAUUGAUAACAUGAAGCACAAGUUAUGGAGACAAGAGGAUGAGCUGUUGAAGCAGAUUUCUGAUACAAAGGAACUUAAGCACUCACAGGAUAAAAAUAGUAAGAUUGUGAGGGAAUUGAUGAAUAAGUAUCAAUGGUUAGCUCAUGAACGGGAAUGUUCAGGACAGGAGCUCACACAUAUCAGAUCCACAGUUGGUGGUUUGAAGGAACAACUGAGAAAUGUCCAGCUAGCUGACAACCAGACCAGUACACCAUUAAGACCAGAUGCGAGAAAACAGCACCGAAUGAAAAAGAAACCAAAGGCUGGGCCACUUAAUGAAGAUUCUGACUCUAACUUGAGUUGCACUCUCAGCCUGGCAGACGUUAGCUCAGAUGAUGACUUUUCCGCACUGCAAAAUCUUGAUUUAGAUACACCAGUCAGAAAAGAUGGCAGAUACAGUUCCACUUUGGGCACAAGGGAAAAUGAGAGAGAAGCAAAAACAAAUGAUUCAGAUGAAGAUGUUAGUGUGGACUUGGAAGGAUUAUCUGACAGCCCACCUGAAUUAAAUCUCAGUGAUCUAUCCUGAUGAUUGGAGUCUCUGGGAACUGGAAACCUGCAAGCAGAUAUUACAGCAAUAUCUCUCAAUAGGAUUUUUUUACACUUCCAAAGAUUCUACUCCUUAUUAAAGGAGUUUGAAUCAAAAGAAUCCAGUUCAAAGGCUGGAGUUAUUAUUCUUAAUGCUGUGACAAUGAUAUCCACACUUUAGGUAGACGGAGCAAUGUUGUGAGUUUAUAUAUGCAUGCUGUUGAAAGGUUAAUUAACGUUAGUAUCUCAAGUCCUGGUCCAUUUCUGAUCACUUUAAAAAAAGAAGUUACAGAUGGUCGAUGGUACUGCUCAUGAUUACUAUUAAAAUCAGCGCUUAGGAGAUUUAAGAAAUUGGCUGAUGAAGACCGUGGUAUAACAAUGAUAAACCAUUCAAUAAGCUCUCAAUCUUAUUUAUGCUUUGUGUAAGAGGCUACAAAAUAGAUGGGCAAUUCCGUGAGGUCAUGUUUACCUCCUAUGAUACAAAGAUAUAAAUAUCCAAAAUUAAAUUGGAUUCAUUAUAAAAUUUUUCAGUUAACUAAAAAAUAGGGUGCAUACCUGACAUCUGUUUACCUAAAUAUGAAAGAACUGAUUUAUCCAAACAGUGCUUUAGUGUUAACUCCACUUUUCUCCCGACAAUUACAUACUACACUGGAAAGAAAUGGGGAAAUUAAUCAACAUUAUUGAAACCAUCUUGGAUAUGGGCUACUGGUAAACCAGAGAUAUGGGUCUGAACAAAUGGUUCUGUACAAGGUUGAUGGGGAACAGCAGCUACUAAAACCAGAAACAGCAAGAGAAAGUUUAAAAAGGGGUUGAAAUAGCACUAUAAAAGCCAAAUGUUAGUUUUAAAUGUUAAUUACAAAUGUAAUUAUUUGGAAAGAGUUUUUAAAAUGACAUUUAAGAAUGCAAGUCUUGCUUACCUUACAGUAGAAACAGUCAUUGACUUUAACAAUGGGAAAAGAGGGAAAAGACUUUUACAAACAAAAGUAAAUACAUUUCAUAGUUAAAAGAGCUUCACAGGAGUGUUUCCAGAAAAAACACACAAGCCAUAGUGGAUAAACCUUGUGCAUAGGUCAAUUUUUUUUUUCCAUACUUAAACGUCAUACCAUCACUUUGAUUAAGCAAAUCUGCAUUUGCAAAUACUGGCAUGUAUCCAACUUAGUAUAAAAGCCAUAAUCCAUCCACCCUAGAUGUCUGCUGCCAAUUUAUCAAACUACAGGAAUAAUCAGAAGAUAUGUUAAAAUAAUUCAAAAAGGCAUUUCUGCUGCUCAGGGCAAAUUACAGACAUCUACAAAAAGCAGCUAGUCCAUGGAGGUAACAGAAACCCCUUCCCUAGGAAAUAGCACAGAUGGGUUUAUGGGUUUCCUCUCACACAAAGCAUAAGAUUGAGAGACCUAAGAAUCUUUUUAUACUGUUGUCAUAGGAUCCAGACUUGUACCCUGACAGGAUCCACUUCCAGCAGAUGUCCACUCUCACACAGUUUGAGGAGUUAUUAUUUUUGUACCAACAACAUCGAACAACCUUGCCCUAAUGGCUAUACCCUGGAGUUCUGCCAGUGUCACCAGCAUGACAACCAAUUUGGUAGUUUGAGAGAUCAAUACAGUCAAUUGCAGGUUAGAAGGCAACCACAUUUACCAGACCAUCACUCAUUUGCAGCAAAACCAUCUUAAUGAAAGAGGCAACAUGGAAUGUUAACUUAUUCACUCCAAACUUGUCUGACCAAAUCCAACUCUACCUCUUGUUCCCUCUGAAGUGAAGUCAUGGCAGAAAAACAACAUGACAUACUGCAGGAAAAAUGCAAAGUAAACAUUUAAAUAUUCCUUGACAAGCUUCAUGAAUAAUGUAGAACAAUGUUGUUAGAAAAUAUAAGGUACAACCUUUGUUAAAGCAUUAUUGCUCAAAACACUUCUAUCCCGUGGCUACAAAAAUUAAGUUCCCAACCGUACAAUGAUGCAUCCUGCUCCUUUUCUGUAUCUUUCAGUGAAGCAACAAGUGCUUAGUUGUUUUACAGCUGACAAAAGGCUUUUUACCGGAACAGGUUAAUUUCGUACCUUGACAUAUCAGGCAUUAUUGAUUGGGUACGGAAAUUGUUAAUUUAACAAUCAAGAAAUGGUCUUCCAUAAAAAGUACUUCAAAAGGUAGCUGCACAGAUUGAAAGAAAAACUAAUGAUAAACAAUAGUUUAUUGCUUUAUGUUUUAAGUAUAUAAAACAUUGUUUAAAUGGGCAUUGUACCAUAAUAUGUCCAUCAGGCGUUUUGGAAAUGGUACUAUAAGUGUUAUCAUGUUUUAAAAGUAUGUUUUUUUUAAAAGCCAUCUUCUAUGUUUGAAUAAAUCAGCAUGCUUUAUACAGUAUACAUUUUAAAUAUUAAUGUACAAAUUAAAUUUAGUAAAAAAAAAUUCAUUUAACUUAAAUAAAAAUAUUUUCACUUUUUCACACCUUUU